This is a messenger RNA of Macroventuria anomochaeta, 2778 nucleotides long. RefSeq lists its product as uncharacterized. The record is from RefSeq and is a predicted model, not a curated record. NCBI's taxonomy places the organism in Eukaryota, Fungi, Ascomycota, Dothideomycetes, Pleosporales, Didymellaceae. The transcript is spliced from 5 exons. Gene Ontology annotation, cellular component: nucleus; transcription regulator complex. Gene Ontology annotation, biological process: negative regulation of transcription by RNA polymerase II; positive regulation of transcription by RNA polymerase II. The coding region runs from base 197 to 2551 and encodes 784 amino acids.
CUCUGCCACCUCUACUCUUGGCUCUGACUCCGUUGGACACGCAUGCUGUGUGAGCGGUAGCAGUACGGACCACGCCCCAACUUCCUCCUUCCUGGAGUCGCCCGUUGCACCUGCCGUGUCUGGCGACCCUUCCUCAGCAACCUCGGCCCCACAAACCGGCCAGCAACACGCAUUCUGCGCACAUUGACCGAGCAAGAUGAUGACAACGAGCUACCCUCCGCAUAACGGCGGCAUGCAUCCUCAAGGGUUACCGCCUGGGCACCCCAUGGCAGGUGGAGGACCAAAUCCAGGCCAGCAUAUGCCACCAGGCAUGCACCCGGGUGUAUCAGGUCCCAAUGGCCCGGUCAGCCAGGCUGGACCCAUGAUGGGUAUGCAGCCCGGAAUGGGGCCCAAUGCACAUGCGCUUUCCCAUCUGCAGCCGCAGCAAGCCCAGAUGUUCCAGCAGCAACCACAGCACCCAGGAAUGAUAAACCCUGCCAUGAUGCAACGACAGGCUGCUCUUCAGCAACAGGCCUUUAUGCGACAGCAGCAAUCGCAGCAAAUGCAGGCUCAACAGCAAGGCGGAAUGGGUAUGGGAUUCCCGAAUGCCAUGGCGGGUAUGACCCCACAGCAAAUGCACCAGCUACGGGCGCAGCAGAUGGGACAGCCGUUUGUCCAACUAUCGCCACAUCUGCAACAAUUACAACAACAGCAGCAAAUGGUCAGCCAACAAGGAGGCAAUCCUCAGCAAGCAGCUGCCAUGGCACAGGCUCAAGCCGCACAUCAAGCCCAGCAAGCCCAGCAGCAGCAUCAACAGCAUCAGCAGCAUCAGCAGCAGCAACAGCAGCAACAGCAGCAUCAACAGCAGCAGCAGCAGCAGCAGCAGCAGCAGCAACAGCAGCAACAGCAGCAACAGCAGCAGCAACAGCAGCAGCAGCAGCAACAACAACAACAUUUACAGCAACAAGCAAUUGCCAUGCAGCAUGCGCAGUCUCAGUCAAGCAAUCACAGUCAGUCUGGGAACCAAGGACCACCAACAACUUCGCAGCCUCAGCAAGGCCCAUUACGCCCACCAUCUGCGAUGAGCCAUCAAGGACAAGCUUCGCCUGCUGCCCAACCGCAACCUCCCCAACAGCUACAGCCGCCGCAGCAGCCACAGCAACAGCCACAGCAGCAGCAACAGCCGCAACAGUCAGGUCCUCAACCUCAGCAACAGAUACCAGCACCGGCUCAGCCCCCUAGCCUGCCUCAACAACCUAGUCAGCAGCCCCAAAAUCAAGCUCAGAUGCAGCAGCGCAACGCUGCAAUGGCACAGCAAGCACAGGCACAGAGUCAAGCCCAGGCUGCCCAGGCUGCCCAGGCUCAAGCCCAAGCUCGGAACAUGGCCAUGCUGAAGCAGAGCCAGGCUCAGUCCGGUGGACAGGGGACACUGAAGCUGAUGAACUUUGUAGACCAGUUAGGAAAGUUCACAUCGUCCCGUGGUGAACAGAAUCAGGUGACCUUGUGGCAAAGCUUUGUGGACAAGUUCUUCAACGACAGUGGGUCGUUUAUUCACGUGCUCUAUUCCACGUCCAAGGAGCGCACGAAGCAGUUUGAGAUUGUCUGCGCCGCGUUACCGAGGUACUUCUACACGGUCUUCAAUACGGAUAUCCAAAACAUCCAGAUCACCUUGGACGGUGCCAAGGAGAACGCGGGACCUGGCGAGACCAAAGUCACCUGCGACCGAGCAAAGUUCAUCUACACCUACGAAAACCAGUGUCAGGUCGUAUACACUGGAAAAUUAACAGCAUUCUGGUCAGGCUCUGACAAAAUGGAAUGGCUGCAAUUCGAAGGAACAGGUCAUCAACAGUACAUCCCACGCAAUGCUCUGGAACAGCUGUUCCUGCAGCCGUCUCCCAACCCGAUGAACCCGAAUCAGUCGCCACGUAUGAAUAAGAAUGCAGCCAAGAACAAGCAGCAACAACAGCGCAACGCACUCGAGCCACCAGAACCAUACCUCCCUUUAUCCAAGCUGCUCAGCACUGGCGUAACCGAUCUGGGCAUACCUCCUGCGCUGCAGCAUUAUCUUGAGAUCUACGAAACGAUGAACAACAUGUCGAGUUUAAUGACUCACUAUCUUGAAAACUCCAACAUGAAGCCCAGCGAAGCACUCGAAUCCUGGAACAGCAUGAUGCAGAACACAUCCGGCGCCAUGGGCCAACAAAACCCACAGAUGCAAGGACCACCGAACCCUGGACAGCAACAAGGAAACAUGCCGCCUGGCGCACGUGGACCACAGGGCCCAGGGCAGCCUGGUCAACCAAUGUUCAUGUCACCAGCCAUGGCGAACCAAUUACUGCCCAAUGGAGUCAUGAACGGAUCGCCUCACAUGAUGCACACGCCAUCCCCUGCAGCUCACCAAAUGGUCAAGCAACAGAGCCAGAGUUCACACACGGCUAGCGUCAACACUUCGCCCAACAUCACCGGGAAGCGACGGCGGAGUACAGUCAAACUAGAUCAGGACGACGAUGGGCCCAAGAUUAAGCAAAGUCCACGGGUAGGCGGCGGCAAGAGAAUGAAGGCAGGCAGCUAGACGUUGCCUGGCAGCCCUCAAACUGUUCCAUAUUCGCCACUUCGACUAGCCUCUGCCGUGGUCGAUCUUACCUGAGGUACUUCAGGCUGGUGCAAGCAACUAGGUAUUGUUGCCUAGCAGUCACGCAUAUCUCUUAGGAAGGGCCGAUCCUCAUCACGGUUCAUAUCAAAGAGACCUGUCAGGCCUGAAAUAAUCCUGCUCGGCAUCCAGAUCAUGUCCUUGAUCAU